AUGCGAGUCUCCCUCGACGAGCGUUAUUUUAUUUAUAUUCAAUGUAUAACAUUAAUCAUUCGUGUUAUUUAUACAUGUUAUCGUAUUCAACAAAGAAUUCAAUGGAGAAAUUAUAAAAAAAUGGCAAGUCAAUUAAUACCAAUAUCAAUAAUUUAUAUUAUAUUAGAUUUACCAGUUAUAAUAAUGUAUACUUUAUAUGUUAGUGGUUUAGUACCAAGCACUAUACGAUCAAGUUAUUAUAACGAUAGUUUAUUUUUUCUUUAUUGGAUUAUUUUAUUUACACCAUUUGCAACUGUUUUCUCAUUACCUGAUUUUUAA
This is a messenger RNA of Adineta ricciae, 318 nucleotides long. Lineage: Eukaryota; Metazoa; Rotifera; Eurotatoria; Adinetida; Adinetidae. The record is from the annotation of a GenBank genome assembly.